Molecule: messenger RNA, 4329 nt
Organism: Dalotia coriaria
Lineage: Eukaryota; Metazoa; Arthropoda; Insecta; Coleoptera; Staphylinidae
Product: DNA polymerase theta-like
Biological process (GO): double-strand break repair via alternative nonhomologous end joining; DNA-templated DNA replication
Molecular function (GO): ATP binding; DNA-directed DNA polymerase activity; DNA binding
Source: RefSeq, a predicted model, not a curated record
AUGACAGGACCAAAAAGACAGUCAGUGAAUGGUUCAUCUUGUUUGAAGAUUUCAUUUGACGAUAGUGCUUUUCUAAAUGAUUCAUUUUCUUUUACUAAAAAUGUCUCUCAACACUCACAAGAAAUUGAUAAAGAAAAUAUUCCAAUAACUGUGAGUCCAUUGCCCUCAACCACAAAUUUAUCUACAAAACCUGUAAACAAAUCAAUUUCAUCAGUACAAAAUGAACAAUUCAAAUUUUCUGAGUCAGAAGACAAUAAACUAUCAAUUUUGGGUCUACCAGCUGAAAUCCUACAAAAAUACGAAUGUCGCAAUGUAACACGUAUAUUUCCAUGGCAGUUGGAGUGCCUUUCCUGCAAUGGCGUCCUGGAAGGCAAAAAUUUAGUCUAUUCUGCACCAACUUCCGCCGGAAAAACACUAGUCGCUGAAAUCCUGGCCGCGAAAACGGUUCUCGAACGCAAUAAAAAAGUCAUAUUUAUUUUACCGUUUGUCUCCGUCGUGCGGGAGAAAAUGUUUUACUUCCAAGACAUUUUUGGAUCCAGUGGUAUACGUGUUGAAGGUUUCAUGGGCAGUUACAAUCCGCCGGGUGGAUACAAAAACAUAAACGUUGCCAUUUGUACAAUCGAAAAAGCAAACAGUUUAAUCAAUCGGUUACUUGACGAAGGUAAAAUUGGAGAUAUAGGUGCUGUAAUCGUGGAUGAAUUACAUCUGAUUGGUGAUUCAAGUCGCGGGUACCUUUUAGAACUGUUAUUAACCAAGUUGAAUUACAUUUCACGCAAAGAUGAUCUCAAGAUACAGAUUGUGGGAAUGUCAGCAACGUUACCAAACUUAGAUUUAUUAGGAAAAUGGCUGGAUGCGUCUUUAUACGUCACAACAUUCCGUCCAAUACCACUCAAUGAACAGUGUUUAGUAAAUGGGGACAUUUUUAACUCAAAAUUCGAACUAAAGCGUAGAUUAGAUAAUAUUCCAGAGUUAGAAAUGGAUACAGACAAUAUUCUACAAUUAUGUUUAGAAACCCUGUUGGAAUCUUGCAGUGUUCUGGUGUUUUGCCCAACGAAGAUCUGGUGUGAGAAUUUGGCUGUGCAAAUCGCCAGUGCUUUCUUCAAAAUUGGCAAAUCUGAUUCCCGCCUUGGUGAAGAGUUGCGAAAUAAAUUACCUGUGGAACCCAUCAGGGAAUGCCUCGAACAACUUAAAAGAUCUCCUGCUGGUUUGGAUGAUGUCUUACAGAAGACUGUAAGUUUUGGUGUUGCAUUCCAUCAUGCUGGGCUUACCAUGGAUGAACGUGACAUUAUAGAAGGCGCUUUCCGAACUGGAGGUCUUCGAGUACUUGUCGCCACCUCCACUUUAUCAUCAGGUGUGAAUCUUCCUGCAAGACGCGUGAUAAUUCGCAGUCCUACCUUUUUUGGGAAACCAAUUGAUGUUUUAUCCUAUAAACAAAUGGUUGGUAGAGCUGGGAGAAUGGGUAGAGACACCUCAGGUGAAUCAAUUCUAAUCUGUCAGAAGAAGGAUCUUGCAGUUGCAAAGGAUUUGAUGUCUGGGGAAUUAGAAGCAAUCAGUAGUUGUCUAGAAGGUUCAGGAAGACUCAAAAGAGCUUUACUUGAAGUUAUAGCCUCAAAGGUUGCUUCAACUCCUGAUGAAAUAGACACAUUUGGAAGGUGUACCCUUCUCAAUCAAGAAGGUACAGCAAUAGGUAAUCCAAUAACAGAUGCUUUGGACUUUCUGCUGAAGUAUCAAUUUAUAAGACUACAAGUUGAUCAAGAAGAUACUUCUAACCAACAGUAUGUAGCUACACCUCUUGCAAAAGCAUGUUUAAAUUCAUCUAUGCCACCAGAAGAAGGUCUUGCUUUGUUUGCAGAGUUGGAGAAAGCAAGACAAUGCUUUGUUCUGGAAACAGAAUUGCAUUUGAUCUACUUAGUAACUCCUUUCAGUGUCCAAAUUCAAUCAAUUGAUUGGAUGCAGUUCUUGGAACUCUGGGAGAAACUCCCAGCUAGUAUGAAACGUGUUGGUGAGCUGGUAGGAAUCAAAGUAUCAUUCAUCAUCAAUUGCUCCAGGGGUAAAGCCCCAAAUAAUUCCAAUAAACUAGCUGUUCAUCGACGUUUCUACACAGCAUUAGCACUGCAGGAUUUAGUCAAUGAGGUACCUCUGAACCAGGUUGCUCAAAGAUUUGGUUGUAAUCGUGGAGCUUUGCAAAGUCUCCAACAGUCUGCAGCCACUUUUGCAGGUAUGGCUACUUCAUUCAGUAAACAACUGGGUUGGAGCAGUGUGGAGCUACUGAUUGGACAGUUCCAAGACAGAUUACAGUUUGGUGUUAGCAGGGAACUCUUAGACCUGAUGAGAUUACCAAUCCUCAAUGGUCAGAGAGCAAGAGUAUUGUUCAAUGCAGGUGUAGAAAAUCUUGUAGAUCUAGCGGGUUGUAACGUCCUGGAUCUAGAGAAUAUCCUGCACAAAGCUAAACCAUUUGAGAGUAAAGAACGUGAGGGUGAGAGUAAACAUGAUGCAGAAAAACGUAACAACUUAAGAACUAUCUUCAUCACUGGAAAACGAGGUCUCACUGAGUUGGAAGCUGCAGGGAUGAUGAUUGAAGAUGCAAGGAAGUACCUUCAAUAUGAGAUUGGUUUAACUGAUGCUAAUUGGUCAGGAAAUGAAGAAAAUGAGACGCAUUCUAGUCAGGAAUUGAAUAAAACAAAAGCAGAUCUUAGUUCAAUAGUAGAAUCACCAAAUGAAACAAAUACAGAAGAGAAUAAAGCUGAGAAUUCUUUGGAGAAUGUAAAUUCAUCUUUGAAAGAAGUUAAUUUCUGUGAUUUAACUUCACUGAGAUUAAGUUCUUCAUCUGACAGUAUGUUUAAUGAUUCAUUUACUGCCCAAAUGAAAUUAGUGCAGAAUCUUAGCGAUGAUAAAGUACAAUCUGAGAAUCCACCUGAUAAUAACUCAGAUUCGUUGUUAACGAAAGCUUUCAUGGACAGUUUUAACGAAUCUCUUACUUUAAGAACUGAUAAAUCUUUUGUUGAAGAUGUACAACCAAGAAAAAGACCAAGUGAUGACAUAAAAUCCACACAUUCAUCUUCUAAUUCUUCUGUUGUAAGUGAAGAUGAUAUGUUUACAUCUCCAAUACCUCCAAAGCUCAGCAGACGUUCAAAAAGUACUUCUGAUCAUGUAGAAGAUGAUCCACAACUGGAAAUUAUUAAUGUAUGUGAUAAUAUUGUACUUUUUAAACAUUUCAUUGAUUUAUUAGCGACACAUACUGCAAUAUCUUUAUCUCUUGCUUGUGAAGACUACGAAGAAGAGAAACAGGAGAUUGGGAUAAGAAAAUCUAUCAAAUUGAAGGAUAAUUUCACUUAUAAAUCGACUAAGAUUCAUGGAUUGGCUGUGUAUUGGCCUGAGACAACUAAAACUCCAAUUAGUUAUUAUAUAGAAUUAGAAAAAUUGAUCAAAAUGGAAGGAAACAUUGAAGAAUCCCGGAUACGUGGAGUUUGCAUCACGCAGAAUUCCACUGGAAGGGUAUCGAUGCACGAACCGAAUGUUCAAAAUGUCCCACGAGAUUUUCAAUUUGUUGAUCCCAUUACAAAUAAAACUCAUGAGAUUUCCUUGCGUAGUGCCUUUAGUUGUUUAGAAUCUGGGAAGGCAAUCAUUGUAUCCGCUGAUUAUUGUCAGUUGGUUAGAAUACUAGCACACUUGUCAAAAGAUUCAAUUCUAAGUCAAAUAAUGUGUUCGGACUGUGAUAUAUUUAAAGCCAUAGCUGCCAAAUGGAUGAAAAUCUCCGAGGAAGAAGUUGAUGAUACUCUAAGACAACAAACAAAACAGAUUUGUUACGGGAUUAUCUAUGGAAUUGGUAAUAAGACUCUUGCGGAUCAAAUGAGUAUCACCGAGAAUGAAGCAUUGGAGUUUACAGAGACAUUCCAUCAGAAUUAUCCAGGAAUUCGGAGGUUUAUUAAAGUUACCAUUGAUAAAUGUGUGGAGCAAGGAUAUGUUGAGACUUUGCUGGGACGCAGAAGAUAUUUAUCUAUGAUUAAUUCUACAAAUCAAUCAGAAAGAAGUAAAGCAGAACGUCAAGCUGUUAAUACGACAGUCCAGGGAUCAGCUGCUGAUAUUGCCAAACAAGCGAUGAUUCUAGUCGACAGGAAAGUCUGCGAAAAGUUUCGUAACUCGCGAAAUGCCCCCAAGUUGAUUCUACAGUUGCAUGAUGAGUUGUUAUAUGAAGUUCCUUUGAAAUACGAAGAUGUCUUUGCUCGUAUAUUGAAGAAAUGUAUGCAGGAGUCUGUCAAGUUGGAUGUACCAUUACCUGUUAAAGUUAAAAGUGGGAAAUCAUGGGGUACACUUGUUUUAAAGCAUUAA